Molecule: messenger RNA, 2340 nt
Organism: Cuscuta campestris
Lineage: Eukaryota; Viridiplantae; Streptophyta; Magnoliopsida; Solanales; Convolvulaceae
Source: the annotation of a GenBank genome assembly
CAAACAAUUCACACGGACAAGAUUCGUCCUACUUCUUGGGAUGGCAAGAGUACGAGAAGAACCCCUACGACGAUAUCAAAAACCCCAAAGGUAUCAUCCAAAUGGGUCUCGCCGAGAAUCAGCUCUCCUUCGACCUCCUCGAGUCUUGGAUGGCUCUCAACCCCGAAGCCGCCGCGUUCAAGAACCCCGAGGGCGAGUCCGUCUUCAGACAGCUCGCCCUCUUUCAAGACUACCACGGCCUUCCCGAAUUCAAGAACGCCAUGGCUCAGUUCAUGUCCGAAAUCCGAGGAAACAAAGUGGACUUCGAUGCCGACAACCUCGUCCUCACCGCAGGCUCUACCUCCGCCAACGAGACUCUCAUCUUCUGUCUCGCCAACCCCGGCGACGCCUUCCUCCUCCCCACUCCGUACUAUCCCGGAUUCGACAGGGAUCUCAAGUGGAGGACCGGAGCCGAGAUAGUCCCCAUCCAGUGCUUCAGCUCCAACAAUUUCAGAAUCACCGAGUCCGCCCUGGAAGAUGCUUACAAGGAAGCCCAAAAGCGUAAACUCAAAGUCAAAGGGGUUCUGGUCACGAACCCCUCGAACCCCGCCAUGGAGGUUCUAUCAGAGCUCAAGGACAAGACUGACGACGUGUGGGAGCGCGUCCACAUCGUCUACAGUCUCUCCAAGGACCUCGGGCUCCCGGGAUUUCGCGUCGGAGCCCUCUACUCAAACGACAAAAUGGUCGUGUCCGCCGCCACGAAAAUGUCGAGCUUCGGGCUCAUCUCCUCCCAGACGCAGUACCUCCUGGCGGCCAUGCUCUCCGACAAGAAGUUCACGAAGAAGUACUUGUCGGAGAACCAGAAGAGGCUGAAGGAGAGGCACGAGAUGUUGGUGGCCGGACUCCGGGAAGCCGGGAUCGAGUGCCUAGAGAGCAACGCGGGAUUGUUCUGCUGGGUGGACAUGAGACACCUCCUAAGCUCAAACACCUUCGAGGCGGAGAUGGAACUGUGGAAGAAGAUCGUGUACCAAGUGGGCCUCAACAUCUCUGCGGGAUCAUCGUGCCACUGCACCGAACCUGGCUGGUUCAGACUUUGCUUCGCCGACAUGUCCGAGGAAACGUUGGGUCUAGCAAUGAAAAGGAUAAGUUCGUUCGUCGCGUCCGAACAACCCGUGACGACCGGAACAACGAGCCCUCGGAAUUCGAACAAGAGCAGCAGGAGGAAAGGAUUCACAAAAUGGGUUUUGAGACUCUCGCAGAAUAACGACCAGAAAAUGAAGUUCCUAUCUGAUAAAGUGACAAACAAUUCACACGGACAAGAUUCGUCCUACUUCUUGGGAUGGCAAGAGUACGAGAAGAACCCUUACGAUGAAAUUAAGAACCCAAAAGGUAUCAUCCAAAUGGGUCUCGCCGAGAAUCAGCUCUCCUUCGACCUCCUCGAGUCUUGGAUGGCUCUCAACCCCGAAGCCGCGGCGUUCCAGAACCCCGAGGGCGAGUCCGUCUUCAGACAGCUCGCCCUCUUUCAAGACUACCACGGCCUUCCCGAAUUCAAGAACGCCAUGGCUCAGUUCAUGUCCGAAAUCCGAGGAAACAAGUUCACGAAGAAGUACUUGUCGGAGAACCAGAAGAGGCUGAAGGAGAGGCACGAGAUGUUGGUGGCCGGACUCCGGGAAGCCGGGAUCGAGUGCCUAGAGAGCAACGCGGGAUUGUUCUGCUGGGUGGACAUGAGACACCUCCUAAGCUCAAACACCUUCGAGGCGGAGAUGGAACUGUGGAAGAAGAUCGUGUACCAAGUGGGCCUCAACAUAUCUCCGGGAUCCUCGUGCCACUGCACCGAACCUGGCUGGUUCAGACUUUGCUUCGCCAACAUGUCCGAGGAAACACUUGCUUUGGCAUUGAAACGGAUAAGUUCGUUCGUGGCGUCCGAGCAACCGGCGUCGACCGGAACGACGAGCCCUCGUACUUCUAAUAAGAGCAGCAAGAGGAAAGGAUUCACUAAAUGGGUUUUCCGAUUAUCGCAAAACAACGACCGUAACAGAGAGCGAUAGUCUGGGCUUGAAUUUGUGAAUUCUUGAGUCAAAAUUCAAUUCUUGUUCUCAUUUUUUAGUCACUCGACAAAUUACAAUAUUCUUUUUAGGCCAACCCAGUCGUCCUUACGGCUAGUGGUUUAACUCUUCACUGUAAACAUUUAAUCAUGAAUAUAUGAUUUCCAAUUUCUCAAAACAUAUAUUUUCAUCUAUUUUCCACAUUGCAGGCGUAUCAUUUGUUAUUGAACUGGGCAUUAAAAUUGUGAAAUUUGCACUAAAUAGGACUAAAACAUAAUGACUUUCAUAAUGUAGGAAUUAAACUUUUUUAUUCCCU